AUGUCUUCCACUAGCUCCGCUUCGGCACCCAAUAUCAGCCAAAUUAUCAAUUCCAACACAAAUCGGACGCUGGCGCCCGCUUCCGUUGCCUCUCAGGUUGCGCUGAUGUCAGUUAUCUCGGUCGUUACCAUCGUCGUUUUUAACUUCCUGAGGCCUAGUAACAAGGUCAUUUACGAACCCAAGGUCAAGUAUCAUGUUGGCGAAAAGCAGCCACCAAAGAUUUCCGACUCGUUAUUUGGCUGGUUGCCCCCACUCAUUAGGACCCGCGAGCGGGAGCUUGUUGACAAGAUUGGUCUCGAUGCGGUCGCCUACCUUCGGUUCGUGCGAAUGAUCCGCACGAUGUUCUCGGCCAUUGCUCUCCUCUGCUGCGCUGUCCUCAUUCCUGUCGAUAUAUCAUACAACCUCAAAUACGUAUCCGAAGACCAGCGCGACAUCUUAUCUGUCCUCACCAUACGUGACGUUGAAGGCCCUUCCCUCUUCGCUCAUGUUGCUGUCACGUAUGGCAUCACUGCUAUCGUCAUGUACUUCAUCUGGUCCAACUGGAAGCAAAUGCUCAAGUUGCGCCAAGCUUGGUUCCGUUCACCCGAGUAUAUCCAGAGCUUCUAUGCCCGCACACUUGCUGUCAUGCAUGUGCCGAGGAAGUACCAAAGCGACGAGGGCAUCCGCGCCAUCUUCGAAAGUGUACAGGUUCCUUACCCCACAUCGGCUGUGCACAUCGGCCGUAGGGUCGGAAGACUACCGGAGCUCAUCGAAUACCACAACGAGGCUGUCCGCGAGCUCGAACAGGUCCUUGUUACAUAUCUCAAGGGCGGAAAGAUUGCAAAGGAGCGUCCAACAAUUCGCAUUGGAGGGUUUCUCGGUAUGGGUGGUAAAAAGCGCGAUGCCAUUGACUGGUAUACUGCUAAACUAACCCGCACCGAGAAAGCUAUUGAGGACUAUCGGCUGGAGAUAGACACCCGCAAGCCAGAAAGUUAUGGUUUUGCAUCCAUGGCUGCAGUUCCGUACGCGCAUAUAGUCGCCAACAUCUUGCGGAACAAACACCCCAAAGGCACAGAUAUCACUCUUGCGCCUAACCCUAAGGAUAUCGUCUGGGAGAACAUGAACAAGACUGGUGCUGAGUUGUUCAGGAACAAGCUGCUGGGUGCUAUCAUCAUUACCGUCAUUUGCGCGUUCAAUACUAUUCCCGUGUUUGCCAUCUCCAUCUUGGCAAACUUGUCGUCGAUUUCGGCAUACGUCGCUUUCCUUGGCGAAUGGAAGGCUGCAUCGGAAGGAUCGUUCGCCGUCGUCUCUGGUGUGCUUCCCCCCGCUGUCUCAGCGUUCUUUGGUUUCUUCUUGCCCAUUGUCAUGCGCUGGCUCAGUCAGUUUCAAGGCGCACUCACCCACUCCAAACUGGAUCGCGCUGUUGUUGCUCGAUAUUUCGCCUUUUUAGUAAUUUCGCAAUUAGUCAUCUUCACCCUGAUUGGGGUCGGCUUCAUUGCUGUCCAAACAGUCGUGACUGAAAUUGGCCAUCACGCUAGCUUUGGCGAAAUUAUCCGAAACCUUCGCAGUCUUCCCCAGUCCAUCGGCAGGACGUACAUCAACCAGUCUUCUUACUGGCUUACAUUUUUCCCGCUACGCGGAUUCCUGGUUGUCUUCGAUUUGGCCCAGAUUAUCAACUUGGUCUGGACUUCAUUCCGUACGCACGUUUUCGGUCGGACACCGAGAGAUAUUCGCGAAUGGACUCAGCCACCUGAGUUCCAGUAUGCCAUUUAUUUUGCCAAUAACCUAUUCAUGGCAACUGUUGCACUGAUCUUUGCACCAAUGGCGCCUCUCGUCGUACUGGCUGGAGCGAUCGUCUUCUGGAUGGGCUCUUGGGUUUACAAGUAUCAGCUAAUGUUCGUGUACAUCACGAAGGUCGAAACCGGUGGACGUAUGUGGAACAUGGUAGUCAAUCGACUGCUGGUAGCUUUCAUCUUGAUGCAACUGCUCAUGUGCCUGAGUAAGUCAUCGUUUAUCUCUAUCGGCUUACAAUAUGGCUUUAAGACAUUCUACUGGGUGACGACCCUGCCUCCAAUCGGCAUGAUGAUUGUCUAUAAAAUCUGGCUUGAUAGGAAUUUCUACAAGUCCUUCGCUUACUACCUCCCUAGCGAAGCAGAACUUCGAGAAGCGAAGAUUCAUUCAGACCGUGCCGACAAUCUUCGUAAUCGCCUUGAGAAGCGUUUCGGACACCCAGCGUUGCAUGCCGAGCUCUUCACCCCUAUGCUUCAUGCCAGGAUGAUGCCCCUACUCCCUGAAGUC
Messenger RNA from Coniophora puteana RWD-64-598 SS2, 2277 nucleotides. Its product is annotated as DUF221-domain-containing protein. The annotation marks the transcript as partial. The record is from RefSeq and is a predicted model, not a curated record. NCBI's taxonomy places the organism in Eukaryota, Fungi, Basidiomycota, Agaricomycetes, Boletales, Coniophoraceae. Gene Ontology annotation, cellular component: plasma membrane. The transcript is spliced from 13 exons. Gene Ontology annotation, molecular function: calcium-activated cation channel activity.